This is a messenger RNA of Penicillium cataractarum, 1407 nucleotides long. RefSeq lists its product as uncharacterized. The record is from RefSeq and is a predicted model, not a curated record. The transcript is spliced from 2 exons. The coding region runs from base 1 to 1407 and encodes 468 amino acids. Lineage: Eukaryota; Fungi; Ascomycota; Eurotiomycetes; Eurotiales; Aspergillaceae.
AUGGCGCCGCUCGGUCAGACGAUCGCCGUGAUUGACAAGUCCGGCAAGGUCGUCAGUACGAGUAAACAACUUUUUGGAGUCUUCAACCAAGCCAAGGCCGCUUAUAAAGAGCGCAAGGCCCACAUUAACUCGGAGCGAAAUGCCAAGAUUGCAGAGCAACAGGCCCUCCAGGCCCUGGCCACUUACCAGAUCGAUGACUCGCCGUCGGUAGCUUCCCGGCGCAGUCACCGUAGCAGGUCACGCCAUCAUUCGAGUCGCAGCCAGCAUCACCAAAGCAGGUCGCACUAUGAACAGGAUCUACAUUCCGCAACGGGGAGACCCGAGUCUCACUAUGGACAUGCCGAAGGUCUCCCCCGUCGACAUACGCACCAUGAACUUACUACGGUUCGGGAACCAGCCCGUCCAAUGACCGCACGGUCCAAAUCAGAUCCUCAUAUCGAUAUGGACUUGGCAUAUGGUGAAGCUCAUCCUGCUGCCCUGUCGAGGUACAGCCCACCGGAACCCAACAUCGACGACCAAAAGCAGCUCGAUGGCUUGGUGAGCAGAGCCCAGUGGCUUCUCGAGGAGGCCCACUGUGUACAACACAGCGCUACAGCCACCAUUUCUCACCUGCAAAAGAACCCAGACGCCAUGGCUGCCGUCGCCCUCACCCUAGCAGAGAUCAGUAACCUGGCCAGCAAGAUGGCCCCCGCAGCCCUUUCUGCCUUUAAGACGGCCGCGCCGACGAUCUUCGCUCUUCUGUCCAGCCCGCAAUUCCUUAUUGCCGCCGGACUGGGGCUUGGCGUGACAGUGGUCAUGUUCGGCGGCUACAAGAUCAUCAAAAAGAUCCAGUCAGGCAAUGCGGAGAAAGCCAUAGAGGACCAGGAAGAGGAGACUAUCGUAAUGGAGGAAAUGAUGGAACUGAACAUGGAAUCGGAAAGUCGGGUCGAAAUGUGGCGGCGCGGUGUGGCCGACGUCGAAGCCGAAAGUGUCGGCACCUCUGUCGACGGCGAGUUCAUCACGCCCCGAGCUGCAGCCAUGUCUGGCAUUGAUGUCACGACCGCGCGUGCGGAACGAGAUCCUCGAUUCAAAUUCGACGAUGAUAAUUCCGUCGCUUCGUCUCGUCGCUCGCGCAGAUCGCGCACCUCCCGCGCUCAUACCACGGCCGAGUCUCGCAGUGGCCGCUCCAGAAGAGAGCCUGAGCCCGUUCCCGCUUCAAGAGCUCCAUCUAGUUUCUUCGUUCGAUCCUCCAAGGCUCCGACGAAGGCCCCCAGUCGCGCACCGAGCCGUGCGCCAAGUAAAGCACCAAGCAAAGCAUCAAGUAAAGCGCCUUCCAAGGCGGGCUCGACCGUCUCUGAAAAGGAGAAGCGGCCCAAGGAGAAAAAGAAGAAGGGCCCGAGUCGCUUGCGAAUGAUGUUUACCGCAUAA